Messenger RNA from Onychostoma macrolepis, 3225 nucleotides. It is a transcript of the gene pigv, whose product is annotated as phosphatidylinositol glycan anchor biosynthesis, class V. Gene Ontology annotation, biological process: GPI anchor biosynthetic process. Gene Ontology annotation, cellular component: endoplasmic reticulum membrane; mannosyltransferase complex. The transcript is spliced from 3 exons. Bases 1548 to 3083 code for a protein of 511 amino acids. The record is from RefSeq and is a predicted model, not a curated record. NCBI's taxonomy places the organism in Eukaryota, Metazoa, Chordata, Actinopteri, Cypriniformes, Cyprinidae. Gene Ontology annotation, molecular function: alpha-1,6-mannosyltransferase activity; GPI mannosyltransferase activity.
UUUGAUGCUACACGGUCAACCUUUCUGGAUGCGUGUACAGCAGAAAUGAGUUGUCAUUUUCUGUACAGUACUCCACAACUGUAAACAUACUGCAAACGUACUGCACUGUUCCACAUGGGGAAAAUGUUGGCUCAGUCGGCUUCGUUUUUAAACCGUUUUUAAACCAUUAGUUUGCUGGUAAGGAGAAUACCCCCCAAAGUAUCAAGGACGUACAACACCCUGACCUCUUCUCUUUAACCCUUGAUUGUAUGAAUUGACCCCAUAAAGAAAUCACCUCCUAGGACUGGUUUUCAACUUAAGAUGCAGCUGAGGCUGUACUGUAUAUAAGAUGUUGUACAUUUUCACCUCCUUUUCUCUCUUUCUCUCCCUCUCUUUCACACACUCUCUUGCUUCUUAUCCCUUUUUAUCUAUCAAGAAUGAGAGCGGACACUCAAGUUGGGUUAUUGCAUCAAAAUGCCUAGGUAUAUUAACUGAACCAUCUUUUGGCCUCCACGAUUUCUCCAUAGUGCAGCAAACAACUGAAAUAUUUUAAUUUCAUCUCCUGGUACAACAAAAUAACUCUAGAUGAAGAAACACAGUUGAGAGAUUUUUUUCUCCAGUGAUAUGAAUUCUGCAUAUUUGUAUUUCAGACUAUGUAGCUUAAUGUAAAUUCCUUGUUUUGUUUUUUUUGUUUUUUUUCCCCCCUUUUUGGCUCAAUGAAUAUCAUUUAUUCACUAUGAAAUCUUUAUACUAUAUGUUCCACGUGGUAAGAAUAAAUGUACAUUAAAUCUUGGUAAGAUGUUUGUGAUUAUUUUCAUAUAGAUGAUUAAAAAACAAACAAACAAAAAAUCCUAGAAUUCUCUUCAUAGAAUUCUCUAAUUAUGAAUGGAAGCUUAAAUCAGAAUGUUUACAAUUUUUAAUGCAUUUUAAUUUGCAUGUUAAAAAUUUACUCAAUUUGUAAGAUUUAAUAUUACUCUUACACUAGUGCUCAAUGAUAUUUGUCCUCUAAAAAGAUGUUUAUCGGUUGAAAAGGCAAUGAAAAUAUUGAUUCAAAUAUAUUGGUCUCCUGAGACAACGAAGCUAAAGCAAAACAGAAAUAUUUUCUGCAUUUAUAAAAUCGAAAUAAUUGAUUACCUAACUGUUUUAAAUGGUGUUGGCUGUCCAGGCCACAUAGGUAUAUAGAAGUAAUAGAAUAUAAUUUAUUUCUUUAAGUAGGCUUACGUUUCGUAAUACCGGUUAAGAUAUUGGGACUUUUAUUUUGACAUUUGUAAGACUGUAUGCCGGAAGUGCAUGUUGUUAGCUCUGUCGUUCCAUUCAGUAGCUUUAUGCGAUGAAUUGGGGAAAACGUGAAUAUAAUUUACAUUGUUUUAUUAUUCGUGUGCGGACGCCGGUCUUUGCAGUUGUUACAAACCUCAAGCAUAUUGCCCUUUCGCGGCUUCUUUUAUUUAUUUUUUUAAUGAUGUCUCCCCUAUCUUAUCUGCUAAUGUACUGGGAUUAAUAAUGAUUGCUAUUUUCUACAAAGGGAAAUUUUCUACUGUUAUUUUCGUUCAUGAAAGUUUGUGUUAAAUAUGUCGCCUUCAAACACUUGUGUAAAUGAAGACGUGUGGACAGUUGUACGGUUUGCGACGUUCACGCGACUGCUUUCCCUUUUUUUACAGGCUGUGCUGAAUGCAGUGAUUCCCGACCACGUGGCAGAUGCCUUCAGCCCUCCACGAUCAGAGACCCAUCUCCUGCUCGACCCUGUCAUCGAAGCAUUAUUUGGUGGCCUUAGUCACUGGGAUGCAGAGCAUUUCCUCUUCAUUGCAGAAUGUGGUUACUUGUAUGAACACAACUUUGCAUUCUUUCCAUUGUUUCCUCUCAUCCUGCGAUUGAUGGCAGCCACUGUCCUGUGGCCCUUGUGUGGAUUUCUCACAUUGCAUGGCCGUUUACUUUUAGCUGUGGCUUUAGGAAACAGCAUUGUCUUUGUCCUAAGUGCUGUGGCACUAUACAGACUGAGUCGUUUGGUGCUGCAAGAUAGAAAACUCGCCCUUGUUGCAGUCUUAAUGUACUGUCUGACACCAGCUAAUGUUUUUAUGAUUGCAGGUUAUUCAGAGACUCUCUUUGCAGCACUUUCCUUUGCAGGCCUCUGGCUGCUAGAGACAAGAUUCACACUUGGAGCUUGUCUUCUGCUUGGGUUUGCUACCUGUGCUCGUGCCAAUGGACUUGUGAAUGCUGGAUUUUUGCUGUACCUCAGUUUACAAUGGGGUCUUGCCCAUGCACGGGCUCUUAGCAGAGGAGCAGGGGGCUUUCAGUAUCGUCACUAUGUCUGGGAACUUAUUCGUUUUGUUCUCACAGGAGCAUUUUAUGCAGCUCUCGUAGCAAUACCUUUUUGUUUGUUUCAGUAUUAUGGCUACCAAACAUUUUGUCAUCCGACUGCUACUCAAGUUCCUCCUGUGCUGCUUAAUCUGGCCCGGGACAAAGGAUACCGUGUGGCUGAUGCAGCAUCUCCAACACCAAGAUGGUGCCAAUGGCGAAUUCCAGUUUUGUACUCAUACAUACAGGAUGUUUAUUGGGAUGUGGGCUUCCUGCGAUACUUUCGGUGGAAGCAGAUACCGAAUUUUAUCUUGGCGCUGCCUGUUGCAACUCUGGGAUUCGUGGCCUCAUAUAUGUACGUAAUUGCCAACCCAGUGUUUUGUGUGUAUUUGGGGUUGGGAGACCGAGAAAAAGACAGAAAAAUUCAUGGUUUCUAUAACCCAAGAGUGUUUGUUUACAUUGUACACAGUUCUGUCCUGCUUCUAUUUGGGAUAUUCUGCAUGCAUGUGCAGGUGUUGACACGCUUUCAUGCUUCCUCCUCGCCUGUUCUCUACUGGAUUAGUGCCCACCUGCUUUUUCGGUAUGAACCUCUGCUGCAAGAUGAAAAGAUGUUCAGAUCAGACCGAAUAAAGCAGCAAAAGGAUCACAAACCUGGCUUUGGUUUUAUGGGCAUGUGGAGAAAUAAUGAAGUUGUUUACCUCUUGAUGCACUGGCAGACAUGCUCCAUUUAUACACGAUGCAUACUGGGGUAUUUCAUAUCAUAUUGGUUAUUAGGUCUAGCUCUGCACUGUAACUUCCUUCCAUGGACUUGAUAAAUUUUGUUUCAGUUUUCGAAACAUUCCUGUGGCAUAACAUUAUGCUGUUUUACAAAUACUGAUGUAUUAACAUAUUUGUUAUUAUAAGAUGGUUUCUGGUAUAGUUUUGUAUAAUUAGUAUUGAAUAAAUAUAAUUAUU